Molecule: messenger RNA, 555 nt
Organism: Aspergillus welwitschiae
Lineage: Eukaryota; Fungi; Ascomycota; Eurotiomycetes; Eurotiales; Aspergillaceae
Exons: 1
Coding region: 1-555 (184 amino acids)
Source: RefSeq, a predicted model, not a curated record
AUGUGCGAGUUGCUCGGACGCGUCAAAUUACCAGGUGAUGACUUCUUUGGAUCGAAGGGACUCUACUUGGGUCAGAAUCUCAGAAAGGCACAAUACGUUCUGUCUGAGAUUCAAAAUUGUGAGAAUAUCGUGGGAACAGGCUUUGUGAGAAACCUCGCUGAAGUGCUGAGUCGUCGAUUCAGUGAAGCCCGAAUCACUUCCCGAACAUCUGGCGCUGCAGUUGCAUCGGUGCAGCAUAUAUCAAAGGCAGACCUCAAGUCUUCGGAAGACGGAUAUCGCUUAGAACCAAGCGAUGUCCAGCCCACGAUUUUGGAAUUAGCAAAACUGGCUCACAUGGAGCCCUCAGAUUUUGAGAAAGUUAUAGCCCCAUAUAGGCCCAAAUAUGUUGACUUCAAGUACCAGGACUUUGACUACAGAGGGGACAAGCGUCAGGCCCUUGCAGUUGCAGCCGCAAUAUUCGUGAUUGGACUGGAACAUAUGCGCACUGCUGGAGGAGCAGAAGCACACAGAUUGUUUAGCGGAGUCGAAGCAACUCUUUUUCACAUCCAACGCUAA